UGCGCGGCCUGCCUGCCCCGAGCGCCGACCCGCCAUGGCCAACAACAGCCCCGCGGUGGCGAACUGCCAGGGGCAGCAGGCGGCCCAGCACCCGCCCGGCGCCGUCCCGCCCGUGCAGCAGCCGCUGCAGAGCGGGGGCCCCAAGCCGGCGGCCUCGGGCAAGCAGGGCAACGUGCUACCGCUGUGGGGCAACGAAAAGACCAUGAACCUGAACCCCAUGAUCCUCACCAACAUCCUCUCGUCGCCCUACUUCAAGGUGCAGCUCUACGAGCUCAAGACCUACCACGAAGUGGUGGACGAAAUCUAUUUCAAGGUUACACAUGUUGAACCAUGGGAAAAGGGCAGCAGAAAAACAGCAGGCCAGACAGGGAUGUGUGGAGGGGUGCGUGGUGUUGGAACCGGAGGAAUUGUGUCUACUGCUUUUUGUCUGCUCUACAAAUUAUUUACGCUGAAGCUCACUCGUAAGCAAGUGAUGGGCCUUAUCACUCAUACAGACUCCCCAUAUAUUAGGGCUCUUGGAUUUAUGUAUAUUAGGUACACACAGCCACCUACAGAUCUAUGGGACUGGUUUGAAUCCUUUCUUGAUGAUGAAGAGGACCUGGAUGUGAAGGCAGGCGGGGGUUGCGUUAUGACCAUAGGGGAGAUGCUUCGUUCCUUCCUGACUAAGCUUGAAUGGUUUUCCACGUUGUUUCCAAGAAUUCCUGUGCCAGUCCAGAAAGCCAUUGACCAGCAAAUUAAAAGCAGACCUAGAAAAAUCAAGAAAGAUGGCAAGGAGGGGAUGGAAGAAAUAGACCGGCAUGCAGAACGUAGACGUUCAAGGUCUCCAAGGCCAAGAUCCAUCAGUCCCAGGAGGUCACCCAGAAGAUCCAGAAGCAGAAGCCACCAUCGGGAAGGCCAUGGGUCAUCUAGUUUUGAUAGAGAACUAGAAAGAGAACGAGAACGGCAGAGAUUAGAACGUGAAGCAAAGGAGAGAGAAAAAGAAAGACGGAGAUCUCGAAGUACCGAUCGCUCACUAGAACGGAGGCGAAGCAGAAGCAGGGACAGAUACAGAAGCCGGAGUCGAAGUCGUGACAGGAAAGGAGAUAGAAGAGACAGGGAUAGGGAACGAGAGAAAGAAAAUGAACGGAGUCGGAAAAAAGAGAGAGAUUAUGAUAAGGAAAGAGUUAGUGAGAGGGAAAAAGAUCGAUCUAGAGAAAGGUCAAAAGAAAGGAAAAGUAAGGGUGACACAGAGGAGAGAAGACACAAGGAUGACAAAGAUGAGAAAAAACACCGUGAUGACAAGAGGGAUUCCAAAAAAGAGAGAAAGCAUAGUAGAAGUCGAAGCCGGGAAAGAAAGCAUAGGAGUAGGAGCCGGAGCAGGAAUACAGGUAAGCGCAGCAGAAGCAGGAGCAAAGAAAAAUCAAGUAAACAUAAAAAUGAAAAUAAAGAGAAGUCAAAUAAACGAAGUAGAAGCAGAAGCAGAGGAAGAACAGAUAGUGUUGAGAAAUCAAGAAAACGAGAUCAGAGUCCCAGCAAAGAAAAAUCUAAGAAGCGUAGCAGAAGCAAAGAACGUUCCCACAAACAUGAUCACAGUGAUAGCAAGGACCAUUCUGACAAACAUGAUCGACGAAGGAGCCAAAGUACAGAACGAGAGAGCCAAGAAAAGCAACAGAAAAACAAAGAUGAGACUGUGUGAAUUCUUUCAGAAGUGGAUCACAUUGAAUCCUAUAAAUGUUUGAUUAAAUCCUGCUUAUUUUUUCUUAAAGUUGAGAUUGUGCAGUAGUUGAUGAGCACUCUUCUCCAACCUCCCUCUAGGCUGCAGAUUGUCAUUUCCUAUUUUGGGUAGGGAAGUGCCUUUGUAAACCCAUUCAAUGCAUUGACGGUUUCAAACCAUUUGUUUAGUUUAAUUUGUAAUGCGGAGAUUGUUCUUGCAUUUUUAUUGUUCAGAUGUUUCUGAAAUGUACAGUCUGUACAUAUGUCCUGAAAAUGUUUUCAUUCCUUUGGCAUGGUUGCCAUGUUGGUUAAAUUUGUAUGAGGCAAUAAACUGCCACUAAUUAUA
Molecule: messenger RNA, 2038 nt
Organism: Cyanistes caeruleus (blue tit)
Lineage: Eukaryota; Metazoa; Chordata; Aves; Passeriformes; Paridae
Gene: PRPF38B
Product: pre-mRNA processing factor 38B
Source: RefSeq, a predicted model, not a curated record